CCCCGAGGAGAGCGCAGCCGCCCCGCCGGCCGGCUCCGGAGGAGGCAGCGGAGCGGACGGGCUCCAGGCAGAGGGGGUUGCGCAGCUGGCCCAGAGCUGGGGUGUCCACCCCGCCUGCCUCUCCAUCCCCUCAAACCCGGGGCCGGGGCCCUCCCCACAUCUCGGCUCCGCCCCGGCCCCGCCCAGCCCGGGCCGCCGGACCCGGAGCCUGGACAGCUGUAUUGCAACCACAGGCAGGGCUGGGGCUGCUGGCCAGAGUCCUGCCGGGGCAAAGUGAUGGAGGAGAAGGCGCUGGAGGUGGGCAGCUGUGGGCUGGGGCCAGGCGCUGUGGCAGUGGCCCUGGAGGAUAUGGCAGGGCGCCCUGGCCCCACAGAGCCCCCUCUACUGACCACACACCUGAAGAAAGUGGAGAACCACAUCACAGAAGCCCAGCGCUUCUCUCAUCUUCCAAAGCGCUCUGCAGUUGACGUAGAAUUCGUGGAGCUGUCCUACUCUGUUCGAGAGGGACCCUGCUGGCGCAAGAGAGGUUAUAAGACCCUUCUCAAAUGUUUGUCUGGCAAGUUCUGUCGAAAGGAGCUGAUUGGCAUCAUGGGACCAUCAGGGGCUGGGAAGUCAACAUUCAUGAACAUCCUUGCUGGGUAUAGGGAGACUGGCAUGAAGGGGCAGAUCUUGGUGAAUGGUCGACCUCGGGAGCUGCGGACCUUCCGAAAGAUGUCAUGUUACAUCAUGCAGGAUGACAUGCUGCUUCCUCAUCUCACGGUGCUAGAGGCUAUGAUGGUCUCUGCCAACUUGAAGUUGAAUGAAAAACAGGAGGUGAAGAAGGAGCUGGUGACUGAGAUUCUGACAGCUCUGGGGCUGAUGUCCUGCUCCAACACGAGGACAGCCAUGCUCUCCGGGGGUCAGAGGAAGCGACUGGCAAUUGCUUUGGAGCUUGUCAACAACCCACCCGUCAUGUUCUUUGAUGAGCCUACCAGUGGGCUGGACAGUGCCUCCUGUUUCCAGGUUGUAUCACUAAUGAAGUCCUUGGCUCAGGGGGGCCGUACUAUCAUCUGCACCAUCCACCAGCCCAGUGCCAAGCUCUUUGAGAUGUUUGACAAGCUCUACAUCCUGAGCCAGGGUCAGUGCAUCUUCAAGGGUAUGGUCACCAACCUGAUCCCUUACCUGAAGGGGCUGGGCUUGCAUUGUCCCACCUACCACAAUCCCGCGGACUUCAUCAUUGAAGUAGCAUCAGGAGAGUAUGGGGACCUGAAUCCAAUGCUGUUCCGAGCAGUACAGAAUGGACUAUGUACUGUGGCAGAGAAGAAGGACAGCGCCGAGAAAAACCACGUCCAAUCGCCUUGCCCUGCUUGUCCUCCAGAAGUAGACACCAUCGAGAGUCACACGUUCGCCACUAACACGUUCACCCAGUUCUGCAUCCUCUUCAAGAGAACCUUCUUGUCCAUCCUCAGAGACACGGUUCUGACCCACCUCCGAUUCAUGUCUCACGUGGUGAUUGGGGUACUCAUUGGUCUCCUUUACCUGCACAUCGGAAAUGAUGCCAGCAAAGUCUUCAACAACACGGGCUGCCUCUUUUUCUCCAUGCUCUUCCUCAUGUUCGCUGCCCUUAUGCCUACUGUUCUUACCUUUCCCCUGGAAAUGGCUGUCUUCAUGCGGGAGCAUCUCAACUACUGGUAUAGCCUCAAAGCUUAUUACUUGGCCAAGACCAUGGCUGAUGUACCCUUCCAGGUGAUUUGCCCCAUGGCUUAUUGUAGCAUUGUAUACUGGAUGACCAGCCAGCCAGCUGAAGCCUCCCGAUUCCUCCUCUUCUCUGCUUUGGCCACAGCCACUGCCCUGGUGGCUCAGUCACUGGGGCUACUGAUUGGGGCUGCAUCCAACUCCCUACAGGUGGCCACCUUCGUGGGUCCGGUGACCGCCAUCCCUGUCCUCCUCUUCUCCGGCUUCUUCGUCAGCUUCAAAACCAUCCCUACCUACCUGCAGUGGAGUUCCUACCUCUCCUAUGUCAGGUAUGGCUUUGAGGGUGUGAUUCUGACCAUCUAUGGCAUGGAACGUGGGGAUCUAGACUGCUCUGAGAACUCCUCGGGAUGCCCAUUCCAGAAGCCUGAGAGCAUCCUCCACCAGCUGGAUGUAGAGGACUCCAAGCUGUACAUGGACUUCCUGGUCCUGGGUAUCUUCUUCCUGGCACUGAGGCUCUUGGCAUACCUUGUACUCCGCUACCGGGUGAAGUCGGAGAGAUAGAGCUCCCUGCGUCCUACUGACCGGAGCAGGAAGCCUGUUCUCCCUCUCUACCCCACCCUCCAGCCCAUUGGGACUGUUUUAACCUCAGAGACUUGGGAACUGGUUGCUGGUGCAGCUAGUCUGACCCCAUCCCCACCCCCACCCAGACCCCCAUCAUUGUGGAUCUGCUCCAUGGAUUUCCAGGUCCUCCUGGAGGAUGGUGGAAGGCUCUAAACUUCUUCCCUCGGCCCUAUCACCUCCUGUGUUUUGAUGCAGUUCGUGGCUUUCCUUCUCACCUCUUCCUCAACACCUGCAUGCAAAGGACAUUUGUUGGGCUAUGGUAGCUCCCUUCUCCCCUCCUUCCAAUUCUACUUCCCCGGCCGGGCUCAGAGCCCUCUUUUUCUCCCACUGUCUGCCUGGGGAGGGGGCGCCCAUCUGGGUUUCAUCUUUGGAAACUCCCCCUUACAACUGACCAAAGCGCCCCCUCCCCUCCCCAGGGGGCCCCACCACAUAAAUGUUUGUAAAUUAGGCUGCAAAGGGUUGUUAUAAUACCCAGGGCUGGUCCCUGGCUGGGUUCCCUGGAAAAGUCCCAUGAUCCCAUUAUGAAAUUGAGCAGGGGGAGACUCUGGUAGUCAUACCCUCACCCCCAACUCUAAGCUGCUGGAACAAUCUCUUGAGGCAGAGGCUGGAAAUUCUGUCCUUGACUGCCCCUCUCAGGCCCCAGGGAAGGUAAGGCCUGGGGUCUUAAGGUUCCACAUCCCUCUUGUCCAUCUUCAUUUGGUGGGGAGGGAUGGUGCACAGUGGCACCUUAGCAAUAAUGCCCAUGUUUCUUUUGCCCAUUGGAACUGGAGAAUGCACUUUAUUUUGGGAGGUGGAGGGGUGAGGAGAGGCUGAGGGGAUGACCUUGAUCCUGCCCUCCUAUAGCCCUAUGGGCCAGGCCUUCCCAUCCCCUCUCCAGAUUCAUAGGCACACACCCACAAUCAUCACUUGGCCCUGGGAGAGGGACCCUGGUUAUGACCUUCCAUAAGCUCUGGGGAGGUGGGAUUUCUGCUCAGGAUCAUCUUAAGGAUCUGUGUAGGUGACUCCUCUCCACUCUUCUGUCCCUCCACAAGGCCAGGGGCAGGCACAGGGUGCUCCCUCCACCUGUAUUUCAGGACCUGGCAAAAGCACAGGCGGCUGGCACAAGUUGGCCUUGGCCAGCUCCCCCCAAAUCCUUUCUCCCUGUGCCCUAGGGCACGCCUCCCUGGGGCUGGCACCCCCUACACACACCCCUUCCCUUUCCUCUUUGCUGCUUGGUUCAAACUUCUGACCAUCCUUCAGCUCUCCUUCCAACCAGCCAAGGCUGCCCCUGGGCAUGAGAGCACCACCUGAUGGUUGUCAGAGUGACAGAAAUAUCCGGAGCAUUUCUGGUUUCCCUGGUGGGGGUCCAGAACCCCCUGCUGCUGAGCUCCCUGGCCUGGGAGCUGUGGCUGGCUCCUACCCACCCUCUCCCACCCCCCACAGACCCACAGUCUCCUGUCACAUGGAGAUGCCAGUGUAUUUGUGGGAUUUCACUCAUUAUUAAUAA
Molecule: messenger RNA, 3781 nt
Organism: Dromiciops gliroides (monito del monte)
Lineage: Eukaryota; Metazoa; Chordata; Mammalia; Microbiotheria; Microbiotheriidae
Gene: ABCG4
Product: ATP binding cassette subfamily G member 4
Exons: 16
Coding region: 277-2235 (652 amino acids)
Cellular component (GO): plasma membrane
Molecular function (GO): ABC-type transporter activity; ATP hydrolysis activity; ATP binding
Source: RefSeq, a predicted model, not a curated record